GUUUCUGAUUGGAGGAUGAAAUAGAGGAAGUAGCGUCAUUGCCGUACUGGGGCGCACGCUAUGGCGGAGUUCGGGAGAUGACCUGUAUUUGCUGGAAGAAGAAAGACGAUUCCCCAGAUUGAUUUUGCUGCAUUGAUAUUAGUAAUUGAGCGCUUGAAGUGAAUCCAGAAGAAAAAAUGAAGAGUGGAGUGGCACAGAUGAAUUCUGGUUCUGGCUAUGAAAGGAAGGAAGCUUACAGUCCUCGCCAGAGAAGUUCAUCUCCAGAAGACAGGUACGUGGAGCGUCGGAGGUCUCGGUCGCCACCACCCAAAGGUUAUUCCGACCAUAGCAGACAUGACCGAGAAUAUUCAGAAAAGGGACGUCAUGGUGACAAAUACACAGAAUCAAGGGGAAGAGAGAGACAGGAAAGAGAGAAGGAAUCUGACUGGAGAAGAUACAGGAGAUCCCCUUCACCUGACAGAAGAAAUGCAGCAGAGAGAUCAUCAUUUCAGAGCUCUCUUCCUCAUGAUGAACCCCCUCCAAAGAAGAAGAAAGAGGAUUUGGAUCCCAUCCUUACCCGCACGGGGGGCGCAUACAUUCCUCCAGCAAAACUUAGGAUGAUGCAAGCACAAAUCACUGAUAAAAAUAGUUUAGCAUAUCAAAGGAUGAGUUGGGAAGCCCUGAAGAAAUCCAUCAAUGGCCUCAUCAAUAAAGUGAACGUUUCAAAUAUCGAGAAUAUUAUCCAUGAACUCCUUCAAGAAAAUAUUGUGAGAGGAAGGGGGUUACUGUCAAGAUCCAUCCUGCAAGCCCAGAGUGCUUCACCAAUCUUCACUCAUGUUUAUGCAGCAGUUGUAGCGAUCAUCAAUUCAAAGUUUCCAAAUAUUGGAGAGCUGAUUCUCAAGAGGCUCAUUUUAAAUUUUCGCAAAGGUUACAGAAGAAAUGAUAAGCAACUUUGCCUGACAGCUUCCAAGUUCGUUGCACAUCUGAUGAAUCAGAAUGUGGCGCACGAGGUUUUGUGUUUGGAAAUGCUCACCUUGCUUCUGGAAAGGCCUACAGAUGACAGUAUUGAAGUAGCAAUUGGGUUUCUAAAGGAAUGUGGCCUCAAGUUGACUGAAGUGUCUCCUAGAGGUGUUAAUGCCAUCUUUGACCGCCUUCGUCACGUUCUGCAUGAAUCUGAAACAGACAAGCGAGUUCAGUACAUGAUAGAAGUCAUGUUCGCUGUGCGUAAAGAUGGGUUCAAAGACCACCCGAUAAUUCCAGACGGACUGGAUCUUGUGGAGGAGGAGGAUCAGUUUACCCAUAUGCUGCCUUUGGAAGAUGAAUAUAAUCAGGAAGAUGUUCUCAAUGUGUUCAAGAUGGAUCCUGACUUUAUGGAGAAUGAAGAGAAGUACAAAGCUCUGAAAAAAGAAAUUCUAGAUGAAGGUGACAGUGACUCAGAAACUGGUCAAGAUGGUGGAAGUAGUGAAGAGGAGGACGAAGAGGAGGAAGAUAAGGAGGAUGAGGAGGAUGAAGAAGGACAAAAAGUGACUAUCCAUGAUAAAACAGAAAUCAACUUGGUCUCCUUCCGCCGGACCAUUUACCUUGCAAUUCAGUCAAGUUUAGACUUUGAAGAAUGUGCUCACAAAUUGCUGAAGAUGGAUUUUCCUGAAAGCCAAACGAAAGAACUAUGCAACAUGAUACUUGAUUGUUGUGCUCAGCAGAGAACAUAUGAGAAAUUCUUCGGCUUGCUAGCUGGGCGUUUCUGUAUGUUGAAAAAAGAAUACAUGGAAUCAUUUGAAGCCAUUUUCAAAGAGCAGUAUGAUACCAUACACCGGUUAGAAACCAACAAGUUGAGGAAUGUCGCCAAGAUGUUUGCACAUCUUUUGUAUACGGAUUCGCUUCCAUGGAGCGUCCUUGAAUGCAUAACCCUAAGUGAAGAAACUACAACAUCGUCCAGUAGGAUUUUUGUUAAGAUAUUCUUCCAAGAACUUAGUGAAUAUAUGGGACUUCCUAACCUUAAUGCAAGGUUGAAGGAUGAAACUCUGCAACCAUUUUUUGAAGGAUUGCUACCUCGGGACAAUCCAAGGAAUACUAGAUUCGCCAUCAAUUUCUUCACUUCGAUUGGUCUUGGAGGACUAACAGAUGAGCUACGGGAACAUCUGAAAAACGCACCCAAAAUCAUCAUGACACAGAAACAAGAUGUGGAGUCGUCGGAUUCGUCGUCGGAUUCAGAAUCCGAUUCAUCUGGUUCAGGGGAUGAUGCUAGCAGCAGUAGCGGCGGUACUUCAGGGUCCUCCAGUGGGAGUGAAUCAUCCUCUGACAGCAAGCACAGCAGUGACUCAGAUGUAAAAAGAAGGAAGUCACAAAAGAAGAAAAUAUCAGACAAAGGUACCAAGAGUAAACAAGGAAGUAAAAAAAAACAGCUGGAAAAGAAAAAAGAAGGGCGGCAGUCUGAAAAGGAAAAUGGUGCCGGGAGAAACUCAGAAAGGAAUGCUGACAAAAAUUCAAGAGACACAAAUAGCAGAGACGAGGCAUCACAGAAACUUUCUUAUGAAAGAGAUUAUUCCAGUGACAGGAACAGCUACUGGGGUGGAAAGGACAGGGAUCAGGAAAGAACUAUCCCUUUAGAAAGCAAAACUAGUCAUUCUAAAAAGAAGAGAGCAGAAAGAAGACAUUCUUUUUCAGAAGACGAAGGGAGGGACAGACACCAUAGUAAAGAUGCCGAACUCGACAGAAGAAGAAAGGGAAGAUCAAAGUCGAGAGAGAGACCCCGCAACUAUCCCAGUCCCAGGGAAGAUGAGCAACACAGCCGAUAUCCAGACCAGUUUAAAGAGUCAAGAAAGAAUGAGGGCAGGCGCAGACAAAGAGGGGAUUCCCCACAUAGACGCAAAUAACUCUAGGAGAUUUUGACAAGUUACCUUAUGGUGAGAACUGUAUUUUUACAACAACUUGAACAAUUUUUAAAAAGGACCUUUUAUACAAAAUACUUGUAAACAUUAGUGGACCUUUUACUGUUGUCAAUACUCCAUCUUUUUAUGGUCACUGUUAAUUGUUGAAGCUUUCUGCUUAGCUUCUAUGUAGAGAUGAGAAUUAAUUCCAUUCUAUUUUGUCAAUAAAGCAGGGGAAAGGUUCAUUUUAUUGAAAGAUUGAUGUUUUGCUAACGUUUUCCUAAUUUUUAUUUCUGUUUUUUAAAAGUUCUAGACAUUCCUGACGUUUCAUUUGUUAAGAUUAUUUUCAGACUCCAGUACAGAUGUUAAAAGAUUUGCUUCGGAAAUAACAGAUAUGCUGCAUAUGUGUGAACUCUGAAGCAAAAUAGAAUUGAUGGCAGUUUUAUUUUUUUGUUUCGAUGUGAACUGCAAAUAGCUUCCUUGGGGCCCUGAAAGAUUUGAUAACCUCCACUUGCCUAGUCGGGUUCUUUUUUUCCGGAGGGUGGGGAUCUGAGCUGGAGGAUAAAGUUUAAAAGAAAAAAGCUGAUGUGAGACUUCGGUUUCGUCAAAACCAAGAAAAAUAAGCAUGUACUGCAUAAAUGGUGUUAAUAAUUCAUUCAUGGGCCAAGCUCUGCUCUCAGGUGAAAGCAAUGGAUACAAAUCAUAAAGUGGUUCAUGCAGCUGACAAAACCUAUUUUUCUUCAGAGCUUAAAAAUAUGCAACUGAAUGGGUGCAAAUGCCAGAGUUCUGUUCUAAUUUUAAAAAGUAAAAAAGUUUUAAAAAUGUGCUCCACAUUUUGAGUAACGCUCAGUUCACGCAACACUUUUCUCAACGGUGGUGUAACAACUCCACUGUUGAGAAAUGUGUUGUCUGGAGGGAAAACUCCACCCCAUGGUGGAGUUUUUUUAAAAAACAACACUCCACCCUGAAUCUCCACACUGCGCCAAGGAGAGUUCCUGCACAACAGUUGUGUUCCAUGUUGUCUGGAGGGCUCCGUGGAGUUUCCUGUUGAAUUGAGUCGAGUUUUCCAGUAGCCAUAGAGUUCUUUGGCAAGAGUGGCAAAAGGAAGGAAUGCUGCUCUAAGAGAGCUGCUGAGAUUGUGUGUUUUUUUCAGCAGUGGCUGGUGGGAUACCAUUGGGAGGACUGUGGGAGGAGAGAGGGCAGAGGAACUGUCCAUAAAACGCUGCGUUGAUUUUUACUCCACUCCACAGGAGGCCACACCCACACAACGGUGGAGUUGGAACAUGUUGUAUGGUGAGUACCCCCUACAAACUCCACCACUGAGUGGAGUUUUCCCCCUGAGUAGAGAAAAGCGUUGUGUGAACUGAGCCUAAGAUUGGUUAACUCUGUCCUAGCUUGAAUAAGAACUAAGGUAACUAAAGAUUGCUGGUCGUUUUAUGUAAGUUCAUUUUAUGACUUGACUGUCACAAAACAAAGCUCUGCAGGUUAAUUUAUUUAUUUUCUAAAAAGAUGUGUGGCUUCGCAGAACAUUAUAUGAAGCUGGCAUGUGUAUUUAUACAGUAUUGUUUCACUUCUGCUGAAAAGUAUUUGUAUUUACAAUAACGACAAUGAGUUAAGAGUCCAUGAAGUCACGAAGAGUCGGAAGCGACUGAAUGAAUAAACAACAACAGGGCCUGAUAUCAUUUUCUAACUUUAAGAUCACAAACACCAUCUUUCUUUCUUUCUUUGUUAAUGGGGUUUGGAUGAGCGGUUCAACUAUUGCAUCAAAUUCAGAAUUAAAAAUACUUAAAAGCAAUGGGAAAGCUUUGCUUUGGCAACUUGCUGUACAAAUAGUGGUGUGCUGUUUUAUACUCACUUUGAAUAAUUGUUCCAUUGAUCUCCAGAAUUUGGCUGAGCAACAUCUGGGAUAGAUA
Elgaria multicarinata webbii is the source of this 4759-nucleotide messenger RNA. It is a transcript of the gene CWC22, whose product is annotated as CWC22 spliceosome associated protein homolog. The record is from RefSeq and is a predicted model, not a curated record. Gene Ontology annotation, biological process: mRNA splicing, via spliceosome. Gene Ontology annotation, cellular component: catalytic step 2 spliceosome. Bases 177 to 2852 code for a protein of 891 amino acids. Gene Ontology annotation, molecular function: RNA binding; protein binding. The transcript is spliced from 20 exons. Lineage: Eukaryota; Metazoa; Chordata; Lepidosauria; Squamata; Anguidae.